Parasteatoda tepidariorum (common house spider) is the source of this 1585-nucleotide messenger RNA. RefSeq names its product phosphorylated adaptor for RNA export (gene Phax). Gene Ontology annotation, biological process: snRNA export from nucleus. NCBI's taxonomy places the organism in Eukaryota, Metazoa, Arthropoda, Arachnida, Araneae, Theridiidae. The record is from RefSeq and is a predicted model, not a curated record. Gene Ontology annotation, cellular component: nucleus.
AGUGGGAAGAGAAAUAGAACAUUGUUUCCCGUUAUACGGUGUCACCUUUUCAAACUGAAUCGUUCAUAAAAUGAUACUAAUUCCUGUUUUAGACGUUACUUAGCAGAUACUGUUAGAUUUUUCGGUUGAAAAAAUUAUUAUUUACGAAAAACUGAUUACUUUUGUUGUUGUCGCUCUGGUAUGGCUUGUUUUGCUUGAACGGCCGGCAUUUUAAUAAGACUGUUUUGCUUUAAUUACAAUUAUUAUACUGUUCAUUUAUUAAAUGGUGGGGUUAACUUAAUAUUUUCAUUCUUUUUUUGGCUCAUACUAUUAAGAGUUUAUGCUUAAAGUAGGAACGCUAUUUCGUUAUAAUCCCACCAAGAAAGACUAUAUAAUAUAGUGAGGAAUUAGAAAUCAUAAAAAUGGCUACAGCACUUUCUUACCGAAACAAAGGCUCUGAUUCUUCAGGUAGUGAUUCCGAAGACAGUGACAAUGAAUGCCUCAAUUGGAAAAGAGUCACCAAAAAUGAUGGUGAAGAUUUGGAGAAAAUCCCUAUUGCACCACCACCAGUUGAACCGCAACCUACACAAAUAACUAAUUCUUACAAACGUAAAAGAAAUACGAUAUGGUGUGAAGUUCUAGAGGAUCAGAUGAUGUCUGAGACUUUGAAAUUUUGUGGAAUCAAAAAUAAACCCAAGGGUUUCGGAAGUCGAGGCGAGGAAAGUUAUGACUUUACUGUGGGUAAAAAUAUUUACAAUGAUGAUGGUUCUGAUGAAAAUAUGUCAGAUGACUCAAGGACAUCCUUUCAAAAUCGACGUAAACGUUUUAAAAGUGAUAAUUACGUUGAAGUAGAUGCCGCUGAAAAGGAAGCUGCUAAAAAGAUAUUAAAAGUUUUGGGUGAACCAAAGAAAUAUUUAAUAUUUCGUGUUGUGAAGUACAUAGGCAUUGAAAAGGCUAUGAAGUUUUUGAAAAUGACAGAGGAUAUAGAAGAAAGUGGUGGAUUAAUGAUCAAAAAUCAAGGAAGACGAAGGACUCCUGGUGGUGUCUAUUUGUUUCUUUUAAGGUCAGAUGAUAGUAUAGGGAAAGACAUAAAGGAUAAGAUAUUUGAAGGUGAACUGAAUAGCUAUGAAAGAAAAAAGAAGUUUGAUGACAAGCGAAAAAAGAAAAGUCAGAAACAUAAAAGAAACAAAAAGAAGUCCAAAGGUAAAAUGGAAGUUCAAACUUCAUCACCUGAUAAUUCUAAAGAAUCUGAUGUUGGCCACAUGGAAGAGGAUAAUAUUGUUGGUGAUUUUCCUGAUGUCAAUGUACCUGACACUGUUGUAAAGACAACUUCUAAUGCCAUUGCAAAUGAUUCAUCUGGUGCUGUUGUAAACGAAAUAACUUCAGAUCUUGAAGAGGGUGAAGUUGAGUAACACAAGAAUUCCUAGUGAUUUCAUAUUAAUUUGUACAUUUUUUUCUUCAUUAUACCUCAUAUUAAUUUUGUAAAUAAUGUCAACUGGAAUGACUGAUUAAACCCUUAUUAUAAAUGUUGUUACACAUGUGGAAUUCAGUGCUUAAUUUUGUUAAUGUGUCCCGUUUUUGUUAAAAUAAAAAGGAGUUGUGAAAA